Molecule: messenger RNA, 843 nt
Organism: Penicillium chermesinum
Lineage: Eukaryota; Fungi; Ascomycota; Eurotiomycetes; Eurotiales; Aspergillaceae
Product: TFIIIC subunit 6 family protein
Exons: 2
Coding region: 1-843 (280 amino acids)
Source: RefSeq, a predicted model, not a curated record
AUGGACGAUUAUGAAUACGAAUACCAUGAGUCAGAAACCGAGUCCUUCUACUUGAACCUAGACCUAACGUCCAUCAACGGUCUUUUGCGCCCCCCACGCAGUCGGCAGGUUGAUGUACCCCUCCCUUCCGAAGAGGACCCAACGCCCUAUGACCCUCAAGGCGACCGUUUCUUCGACGAUGGUGCUCCCCUAGAUGGCCCUGAAGCCAGCACGUUGUCUACCGAGCGAAUCCAAGUCCUGGGCCUCGACACGUGCAAUCCUGUCGUCUCGUAUUACAACCAAAUCUUCAGUUGCUCAUGGGCCGAUCAGAUCGGCACAGAGCUAAUUUUCUCCCAUCCGGAGGAGGACGCAGGCCUGGGUCAUGACCAGACCUGUCCACCGCUGCAGCAGGGCCCCGCUUUUCACCUGAUUGCUGCCAACAGCGUGAAGCUCUUGGGACGCAAAGCAAACAUCGCGUCCAGUACAGGCCCGGCAUCGGUCCCAGAGGCCAAUCCUCCCGCCAACUCUAUAUCUACCGAUUCGUCAUUGGCAUCCACUCAGGAACCGACUCCCAAUGCUGUGCCUCGGCGGCCAGAACCCCCUUCGCAUCAAGCGGCAUUCAUCCAACGUCUGCAAGCCCUCAAAGCUGCCAAGGGCCAGACGGACACCGUGCGUACUGUCAUGAGUUCUAAGCGUGCCAACCCUAAUCUCAUUGAGCGCUUGAACGCGUGGGCUCGCACCGAAGCGCAAAUGGCCAACAUUCAAAGCUUAAAUGAACGCGCUAGCAAUGGUGACCAAGAAGCGGAAGACGAAUUGCUUCAGAUGCUCCGAGAUCUGGAUGAUCAGAAUGUCCAAUCGGUCUGA